Molecule: messenger RNA, 1096 nt
Organism: Quercus lobata
Lineage: Eukaryota; Viridiplantae; Streptophyta; Magnoliopsida; Fagales; Fagaceae
Gene: GB1
Product: GTP-binding protein 1
Exons: 7
Coding region: 291-908 (205 amino acids)
Biological process (GO): intracellular protein transport; protein localization to Golgi apparatus; Golgi to plasma membrane protein transport
Cellular component (GO): Golgi apparatus
Molecular function (GO): GTPase activity; GTP binding
Source: RefSeq, a predicted model, not a curated record
AAAAGGAGAGAAAUGGAGGUGGGGGGACAAAUCUGAAAGAACAUUUGGAAAAAUCGAAAAAACAUUAGUAGCAAUAUAUAGCACACGCUAGGAGAGUCCUGUAGCUGAGGAGCUCUCAUUUUUGCAGAGCCAGCAAAACCAAAAGUGACUCGCAGAAUCGUCUUCAACAUUCCCAAGAAAGCAUCCAACUGAGAACGCAAGCCAGAUCAGAUUAGACAUUAUGAAGUCCUUUUCCUUCUACCCUUGAAGGUUAGAAGAACAAGUGAUAAGGAAGAGUAAACAAGUCCAAGAUGUUCUCAUUGUUUUAUGGACUUUGGAAGUAUAUGUUUAGUAAGACCGAGUUUCAUGUACUCAUUCUUGGAAUUGACAAGGCUGGGAAAACAACUCUAUUGGAGAAGUUGAAGUCAGUCUACUCAAACUUGGAAGGCCUUCCCCCUGAUCGAAUUGUUCCUACGGUAGGACUGAAUAUUGGUCGCAUUGAAGUGUCUAAUACAAAACUUGUGUUUUGGGACCUCGGAGGUCAGCCUGGUCUUCGUUCAAUUUGGGAGAAAUAUUAUGAAGAAGCACAUGCCUUGAUAUACGUAAUUGAUGCUGCUAGUCCAUCACGUUUUGAAGAUUCAAAAUCUGCAUUGGAAAAGGUUCUCCGACAUGAGGAUUUGCAAGGAGCCCCUCUUUUGAUAUUAGCAAACAAACAGGAUCUAUCUGAUGCUGUAUCAGCUGAAGAAAUUGCUCGAUAUCUUGAUCUUAAAAAGUUGGACGAAAGGGUUUACAUGUUUGAAGCUGUUUCAGCAUAUGAUGGUAUGGGGAUUAAAGAAAGCGUAGAAUGGCUGGUAGAUUCGAUGGAGAGAAGCAAGAGAACUGAUAUGUUAAGAGCUCGUGCAGGUGCAACUGGCCCUGCUUCUGCAUAGAAGAAACUGCUUCUGCAUAGAAGAAAUUAUAUAUGACAUUGCAUUUGAUUUUUCCCUUUUCUUUAAUUUCUGUAGAUAAAUGAGGGUUAAUAUUGGAUUCUACAUGAUUAAAAAUUAAUAUAUUUUUUUCAAUUGCUUAUUGCAUAGACUGGUCAAAUUGCAGAUAAGACUUACAUUUACUUUAUCAA